GAUCCAGAGGAUUACCAUUAAAUUUGGCAUAAAUCUUUAGAAAAGUUAUCACAUGAAUACGAGAUUUGACUUUCUAUAAAUGUGUGUCAAAUUUAAUGGUGAUAUUUUGGAGUCGUACAAUGAUCUUUUUGGGAUCGUAUACAGAUGGAUGUAAAAAAGAGGCCAUUUCUAUAUAUACAUAUAUAUUAAAAAAUUAUGGGAUUGCAGGGUAGAUGAAAGAGAGAGAGAGAGCCCUCAGGGACCAGAAUCAAUUCCAUUCUAGAAGAAGUUUUCCCUCUCUCUGUUUUUCAGUCAAACCUGCCUCGUUCCUCAACUUAUAAACUCUUAAAUCUCGACGCUCGAAAUUGGUGUUGAAACAUAACAUACUCUCUACCCCGCCACCCACUUCCUUCUCUUCUCUUCUCUUCUCUUCUCUCUUUCACACUGCUAAUCCCUAAUCUCUCAACUACUCUCACUCUUAGAGUUUCAACCCCUAAACCAAGUCUCAGAGCCCCCUCCCCUCCCCUCCCCUCCCCUCCCCUCUGUCUCUACAGUGGGCAAGGUUCAAUGAAGCGGCGGCCCACAAUCUGAACCCAACCCGAUAGAAGCUAUCAUGGCGCCCACGUGGACAAGACAGCAUCCUUCUCUCCCAUCUGCUCAAUCAAUCUAGAGUGAGUAAUCGAAUGUGAAAAAAGGGUUCGUAAUGACGGGGCAGCCCGCCAUGAUGAGACUCUCCGGGUGCCGCCACCGCGUGCAGGCCACGCCCCUCGCUCGCCCACCGCGCCCCCUGCGACCGCACCUCGCCCUCGCCUGGCGCGGCUCCGGCAAGGACAAGGUGGUGGUGGUCAUGGGCGCCACGGGCACUGGCAAGAGCCGCCUCUCCAUCGACCUCGCCGCCCGCUUCCCAGCCGAGAUCAUCAACGCUGACAAAAUGCAGCUCUAUCAGGGCCUAGACAUAGUCACCAACAAAGUCCCUGUAGAAGAGCGGAGGGGCGUCCCCCAUCACCUGCUCGGUACCUUGGACCCCAAAUCCCACCAAGACUUCGACUGCAACGAUUUCCGGGACUUGGCCUCCCAGGCGGUCCUCUCCAUCUCGUCACGCGGCCACCUUCCCAUUGUCGCAGGUGGAUCCAACUCCUACAUAGACGCUCUGGUGUCCGGGCCGGCUCCGGGCCAAAUGAGAUACGAGUGCUGCUUCCUCUGGGUUGACGCCGCCCUUCCGGUGCUCCAUCAGUUUGUAAGCGAUCGGGUGGAGGACAUGGUGGAGGCCGGCCUUGUGGCCGAUGUGCGAGCUCUGUUCGAUACAAGUGGUGGCCGGGUCGACUUCUCCCGUGGCCUCGGCAAAGCCAUUGGCGUCCCAGAGAUGGACAGGCUCAUCAAAUCGGAGAGGCAGGCGUCCCUCUCUCUCCACGAAAGGGCGGCCCUGAUACGGGAAGCGAUGGAGGAGAUCAAGGCGAACACAUGUAAGCUGGCCUGCUGCCAAUUGCAGAAGAUUCAGAGGCUGAGGAGCCUCCGGGGGUGGGAGCUGCACCGGCUCGAUGCCACCGCAGUGCUCGACGCCGCAGACCGGCCCAGCGCCGACGAGGCGUGGGAGAGGCUCGUUGUGCAGCCGAGCGCCCGUGUGGUGCGCCGCUUCCUCACAGCCACCGCCGUGGCGCCGAUGCCGGCCCUCGAGCGAGCCCCCGCAGGCCGCAUCGCUUAACGACCGGGGCUCAGGCAGGGGUCCUCACGCGUGCGAUCUCAUUUUCUGGUCAUAUUUUAAAAAUAAAAAAAAAUGGUCUCUUUCGAGGCCGUUAUCUGUGAGAGGAACAGUUUUGGCGUGCCCUCCUCUGCUGGGAUAGUGGGGGUAACAACCUGGCAAAUUGAUCGUAUGCACGUGUGAUGCCACCGGAUUCUUCCAAUUUCCCGCCGGCGAGUUUUUGAAUUAUGGCGCCGUUCGGAAAUGCCGGCCUUGUGUAAAGUAAAAAUCUCCCUCUUUUUUUUUUUUGGGUUCUCUCUCUCUUUAGUAUAUUUUGGGUUUUCUCUCUCUACUCUUUACU
This is a messenger RNA of Amborella trichopoda, 2018 nucleotides long. RefSeq names its product isopentenyltransferase 5 (gene IPT5). Lineage: Eukaryota; Viridiplantae; Streptophyta; Magnoliopsida; Amborellales; Amborellaceae. Gene Ontology annotation, biological process: tRNA modification; cytokinin biosynthetic process. Gene Ontology annotation, cellular component: mitochondrion. Gene Ontology annotation, molecular function: tRNA dimethylallyltransferase activity. The record is from RefSeq and is a predicted model, not a curated record.